Messenger RNA from Cucumis sativus (cucumber), 1918 nucleotides. RefSeq names its product polygalacturonase QRT2. NCBI's taxonomy places the organism in Eukaryota, Viridiplantae, Streptophyta, Magnoliopsida, Cucurbitales, Cucurbitaceae. Bases 186 to 1655 code for a protein of 489 amino acids. Gene Ontology annotation, biological process: fruit dehiscence; anther dehiscence; pectin catabolic process. The record is from RefSeq and is a predicted model, not a curated record. Gene Ontology annotation, molecular function: polygalacturonase activity. The transcript is spliced from 8 exons.
UCCAAAGCAAACUUCCAUUCAUUUCCUAUAAAUAACCCCACAAAUCUUAAAGUACAUUUCAUGUUUUUGAUUUCAUUCAGUUUGGUCACCCACUAUUCCAUCAAAACUUUCCCUACUUUUCUUCCCCUUCCCCCCCCUCAAACUCCAUUCCCUCUUUUAAAAACUCCACACAAUAUCAUUCCAAUAUGUGUCGUCCAUUACUCGGCCGUCCUUGUUGCCUUUCCCUUCUUACGUUUCUCUUCGUCGUCGUUGUCAUCUUUGACAUUCUCUCGACAUGCUCCGGCUCGUAUCCUGAUGUUGAUAAUCCUCUACCGUCAAUUAGCAGCGGUGAUAAAGAAGUUGAUGGUCAACAUUAUAAAUACUCCUCUGAAUUCUCCAGCAUGUUGAGGACGAGGUUGGAGAAGAUGGCGUCAUCGCCUUUGGCAUCACCGGAGAUAUUCAACGUGGAUGAUUACGGAGCAAUGGGUGACGGAGAAGACGAUAGUGAGGCGUUUAAAGAAACAUGGAAGGACGCAUGUUCAUCUACAAAUGCCAUUUUUCUGGUUCCCUGUGAUAGAGUUUAUCAUCUUAAGCCAAUCACCUUCACUGGUCCUUGUAACUCUCCUCUUCUAUUUAAGAUCGAAGGGACAAUAAAAGCAUCCCCACAUAUAUCAGAUUAUGAGAAAGACAGAAGGCAUUGGAUUAUAUUUCAAAAUUUGUUAGGUCUUAGAGUGGAAGGUAAAGGCAUUAUUAAUGGAAAUGGAAGAAAAUGGUGGUUAAAUUCCUGCAAAGUCAAUAAAACUCUUCCUUGCAAGGAAGCUCCAACAGCUGUUACUUUCUUUCAAUGUACGAAUCUGAGAGUGGAAGGGCUGAGGUUCAGAAAUGCACAACAGAUGCAUCUUUCUUUUCAGAAAUGCAACAAUGUCAAAGCUCUAAAUCUCUGGAUACAUUCACCAGGAAACAGCCCCAACACUGAUGGCAUCCACGUCACAGGCACUCAAUUCAUUGUCAUCAAGAACUGUCUUAUUAUGACUGGUGAUGACUGCCUUUCAAUCGUAAGUGGAUCGAAAAACGUCCGAGCAAAGGGCAUCACUUGUGGACCAGGUCAUGGAAUCAGUAUUGGAAGUUUGGGAGCUGGAAAAACUGAAGCAGAGGUUUCUAACGUGGUGGUUGAUACAGCAAAAUUUUCAGGAACAACAAAUGGAGUGAGAAUUAAAACUUGGCAGGGAGGAAAAGGGUAUGCACAAAACAUAAUAUUCCAGAACAUUGUGAUGGACAAUGUGACCAACCCAAUAAUCAUAGAUCAAAACUACUGUGACCAGAAAGAACCAUGCACACAACAGGUAAACACUUCAAUAACAGAAUUCAGCACAACCCAGAACUUCAAUAUUUACAAAAAAAAAUAUCUCCUAAAUAUUUUAUCAAACACCAUACAGGCAGACGCAGUAGAGGUGAGUAACGUAGUAUACCAGAACAUCAGAGGCACAAGCGCUUCAGAAGUGGCUGUGAAAUUCAAUUGCAGCAAAAGCAUCCCAUGUCAGGGGAUUCUUCUACAAGAUAUCAAUCUGGUUCACAAAGGAAAAAAUGAUGACAAAUCGGCCCAAGCCGAAGCUUCCUGUAAAAAUGUCAAGUUAAAAAACAGAGGAAGGGUUUCUCCACUGUGCGGAGGACGAUGAAGAAGAAGAAGAAGAAGAAAUGGGGGAUCCGAUUUUUGCAAAUGCUUGAUUGGGUCAAUUGUAUAUUCAAAUAAUUUACACUUUUCUUAGACAAAAUGGAUUAGUGGUUCGUUCUAUUCUAAUUAGAUAUCGUUAUUUUUUUCUUCUUUUGGGGAUAAACCAUGUAAAAUAGGGUUAUUGUUUGGGGUUAUUAUACGACCCAUUGUAGCACUCAUUAAAUGGAGAUUUAAGAAUUCAUGAAUAAAGUAUUUUUUAUAUAUACA